Iphiclides podalirius (scarce swallowtail) is the source of this 276-nucleotide messenger RNA. Lineage: Eukaryota; Metazoa; Arthropoda; Insecta; Lepidoptera; Papilionidae. The record is from the annotation of a GenBank genome assembly.
AUGGCGCGGCCGAGCACGCGCACUCGACUGACAUUUGUUUUGGCGCGCACCUGCGCUUGCGCAAGCGGCCGUUUCCCCCCCAAGUCCAACGCGUCGACCGCCUCGGGGCCCAAUUAUGGGAGGCUGAUGUUCACUUCUAAUCUGGGAUUAGAUCCAUCGUCGGUGCCUUUGUGCGGUGCGCACGCGCAUCCUAAUCGCAGACGAUACGCAAUCAGCGGCCGCCGUAAUAGCAGCUCUCUCGCCGAUGCAUCUCGGUGGGAUGCAGCGGCGCAGGAU